AUGGGGUCGUAUACUCCCCUUCACGACCAGGAGGUCCAUACCAUCCAUAUCCCCGAAGAAGUGCGCAAGUCAGGCAAACCAACGCUUGAGCUCAUCGCCGAGGGCGCGGCGUUCUUGCACAAGGAUGGUAUCAUCGUGCUGGACAACGCCAUCGACCCGGAGCACCUCGACACACUCAAUGCCAAAUUGGCGCCGGAAGCGCUCGAGAUCGCGGCCGACCCAGACCACCACUUCAACUUUGGCAAGCACACACGAAACAUGGACCAAGCGCCGCCUCCCACCCGGGACCUGAUGUUCAAGGACAUAUGGUGCAACCCGUUCGCGGCGGCCAUCCUGGCGGCGGUCCUGGGUCCGCGACCGGUCAUCCACUACGCCAACGGCAACACGGCGCUCAAAGCCCCCCCGCACGGUCGCCAACCGGUGCAUUCAGACUGCGAGUUCGCGCACCCGGCGUAUUUCCCGUUCGCGUACGUCAUCAACAUCAACCUCGUCGACGUGACGCCCCAGAACGGCGGGACCGAGGUGUGGGUCGGCAGCCACCAGGUGUCGGUGCACGAGGCGCACAACCGGCGCUCCGAGGAGGCAGAGGAUGAAGCGAGCGAGGGCACCGAGGGCGAGGGCCUGCUGACCAUCAAGCCCGCGCAUCUGGAGCAGCGCCGCAAGCACUCGCCGCCCGUGCAGGUUUCCACCACAAAGGGCAGCCUGAUCCUGCGCGACCUGCGCCUCUGGCACGCCGGCAUGCCCAACCUGACCGACGACCCGCGCAUCAUGCUCGCCUUCGUCGCCAGCCCGGCCUGGUGGCAGGGCCGCAGCAAGAUCAAGCUGCCCGUCGAGGUCAAGGACAUGGUCGAGAGCUGGAGCGACGACAUGGCCUUUGCCGCCGACUGGGUCGACGGCGAGGUCGACCAUAAGAAGCUGCGCAGCGCCGGCGUCGACUUUGACGGCAAUAGCAAGGCCCUCGAGAGGUUUCGGAAGGAAUUGAGUGUGUGGCCCGAGUAUCGGCCGAGAUGGUACUGA
This is a messenger RNA of Fonsecaea multimorphosa CBS 102226, 1017 nucleotides long. RefSeq lists its product as uncharacterized. Lineage: Eukaryota; Fungi; Ascomycota; Eurotiomycetes; Chaetothyriales; Herpotrichiellaceae. The transcript has a single exon. The record is from RefSeq and is a predicted model, not a curated record. Bases 1 to 1017 code for a protein of 338 amino acids.